AUGGCAGUGAUCGCUGCUACAUUUGUAGUCAACUGGAGCGUAACUCUAAUAAGUAAUGAUUUUCUUCGAAGUUUCCCAAUCCCUUCUCGGCAUGGACUUCCAGAUGGAUGCGACUACUUCUACAGUCAUGAUCACACGUACUGGGCAUAUGGUAGUGAGCCGUGCGCCCAGUUCCUACAGCAUUAUGUCAACGUUCAGUAUGGCAGCUGUGUAGCAGUAGCGGUCGCAGUGAUUGAUAGUAUUGUUAUCGUACAGUUGAGGUUGACAAACCAGAAGAGUAUUUCGCGCAUGAAUGGAGGGCAAAGAGAAGCCGCUACACGGAACAUGAGAGAGUUCAGGUUUUUCAUGCAAUCUAUUGCCUGCUCAGGCGCUUCUCCUGGUGCUUCUCGUUAUCUACUUUACGUUGGCUCCUCUUACUACGACCGAUUUCCAAUUCUUCUUAUGCACCACGCUAGCCUGGGCCUCCACUCACGCAAUUUCGGGGUAAGUGUUUUUAAGUCAAGGUUCCUGUCUGACCUCUCUGAAUUCAGAGGUGAUACAUUCCAGCGAAGAGCCUGUGAUCACAAAUCGUGA
Messenger RNA from Cooperia oncophora, 573 nucleotides. The record is from the annotation of a GenBank genome assembly. NCBI's taxonomy places the organism in Eukaryota, Metazoa, Nematoda, Chromadorea, Rhabditida, Trichostrongylidae.